Thamnophis elegans (Western terrestrial garter snake) is the source of this 1360-nucleotide messenger RNA. It is a transcript of the gene PAFAH1B3, whose product is annotated as platelet activating factor acetylhydrolase 1b catalytic subunit 3. The transcript is spliced from 6 exons. Bases 283 to 1005 code for a protein of 240 amino acids. NCBI's taxonomy places the organism in Eukaryota, Metazoa, Chordata, Lepidosauria, Squamata, Natricidae. The record is from RefSeq and is a predicted model, not a curated record.
UCUCCCCCCCCCUCCCUUCUAUGCAUUGAUGCAUUGAUCCACUACUGUCCGGGUUGAUGGAAUUGGUGCAAAGCUUUGUAAUAUCAAAACGCUGCAGAUAAACUUCUUCUUUCGCCGGGGUGGAAAUCGGAAUGGCUGACAGCUUCGCCGUUACCUCUCUAGCGCUAUUAAAAAAAAAAAAAAAGACAGGCCUACAGGGGGUUGCCACAGAAUAGGUUUACGUUUCCCCCUUCUUUGAGGAAUGGUACCGCCCAAGCUUUGUAAGGCGGAGGGGGGGGAUGAAUGGACGAAACCAUUGACGAGGGAGGAGAGGAUCUGCAAGGGACCAUGAGUGAUGGUGACAAAAACCCCGCCAGCACCCCGACCCCGGUCAUCGACGUCCAAGGGGAUGGGCGAUGGAUGUCUUUGCACCACCGUUUCAUUGCCGACAGCAAAGACAAGGAACCUGAAGUCGUCUUCAUUGGGGACUCCCUGGUGCAGCUGCUCCACCAGUUUGAGAUUUGGAGGGAGCUUUUCUCCCCGCUGCAUGCCCUCAACUUUGGCAUCGGGGGCGAUGCCACCCAGCACGUGCUCUGGCGCCUGCAGAAUGGAGAACUGCAGCACAUCCGCCCAAAGAUUGUGGUACUCUGGGUGGGCACCAAUAACCACGGACACACUGCGGAGCAAGUGGCUGCGGGCAUAGAGUCCAUCGUGCGCGUCAUCAAUCAGCAACAACCGCAGGCCCGCGUGGUUGUAUUGGGCUUGCUGCCACGGGGCAAAAACCCCAACCCGUUACGCGAGAAGAACAGGAGGGUGAACGAAUUGCUGGAGAGUAAGAUGCCGCUGCUACCCAAUGCCUCCUUCCUCAAUGUCGACCCGGGUUUUGUGCAUUCAGACGGGACUAUCAGUCACCAUGAUAUGUACGACUACCUCCACCUGACCCGCAACGGCUAUGCCAGACUCUGCCCCGGGCUGCACCGCUUGCUGCUCUGCCUUCUGGGAGAAUGCCAUGCUCAAACACCUUGAUGGAUGCCCGUCAAUCACACACCCAAGAGGCUUGUCGUUGGUUUUGAGGGACUGCCGGAGGCUUAGAAGCUAGAUUGAUUGCAGAUUGGCUGCAGAUUGGUUGCAGAUUGGCUGUUUUCAACCAUGCUGACUAUAAGGUAAGUGGACUCCAACUCCCAGAAUUCCCCAGCCAGCACAGCUGGCUGGGGAAUUCUGGGAAUUGGGAGUCCACCUGUCUUUAAAACUUGCCAAGGUUGGAAAAAAACCUCCUCCAGAGUGCCAAGUUUCCCACCCAUCUGGCAUUUGAAACUGGGUACUCCUUUACUAACUCCAUAAGCCUCCGUGUGGGUCGUUUUCUUGCAAGGGGUUUGGGAAA